UUUGGUUUGAGUCAGGGCCGCCACCAACCAAAUAAAACAAAGUAUUCACAUUUUCCUCCUUUCGUUGUUCUCCCCUUCAUCUCUCUUCUCACUCCUUAACAUUUUAAGGUGAGAGAAGAGAGAAUAACAGAGGAAGAAGAACAAGAAUGGAGUCUGCAAUUAUUACCAGCAAUCACAUUUCUCUCGCGUUAUCUAUCUCCAGAAACCCCAGUUUAUCGACUAAAAAUGCUGCUGGCAUAUCUUGCAUAAAAUGGCAGAAACCAUGCCUAAGAAAGUUAAGCCAUGUGAGACUCAACCAACAAUGGAAGGGUACGAGAAGAAAGUCAGCCUUGGUGCAGGCUGUUGCUGUCCCUGUUGCACCACCCUCAGAACUUCCCCCUACCGAUAACACGGAACACCUCAAACAGCUAGCAGAGAGCUAUGGUUUCCAGCAAAUUGGUGAACCACUUCCUGAUGAUGUGACUAUGAGGGACAUAAUUACCUCCCUUCCUAAGAAGGUGUUUGAGAUUAAUGACAUGAAAGCAUGGGGAACAGUUCUAAUAAGUGUGACUUCAUAUGCUUUGGGUAUAUAUAUGAUUGCUAAAGCCCCUUGGUACUUGCUUCCUCUUGCCUGGGCGUGGACAGGCACUGCUAUUACAGGGUUCUUUGUGAUUGGACAUGAUUGUGCUCACAAAUCCUUUUCAAAAAAUAAGCUACUUGAAGAUAUUGUUGGGACUCUUGCAUUUAUGCCGCUUAUAUAUCCUUAUGAACCAUGGCGCUUCAAGCAUGAUCAGCAUCAUGCCAAAACUAAUAUGUUGCGUGAAGAUACAGCCUGGCUUCCUAUCAUGAAAGAAGAUAUAGAGGAAUCCCCUGCCUUGCGUAAAGCUCUAAUUUUAGGUUAUGGCCCCCUUCGAACUUGGAUGUCAGUAGCUCACUGGUUAAGGUUUCACUUUGAUUUAAAGAAGUUCAGAAAGAGUGAAGUAAAGCGUGCCACAAUAAGCAUAGCUGCUGUUUCCGCAUUUAUGGUUAUAGCUUGGCCCCUGAUUAUAUAUAAGACCGGAAUAGUGGGAUGGAUCAAGUUCUGGCUAAUGCCAUGGUUGGGCUACCAUUUUUGGAUGAGUACUUUCACAAUAGUCCAUCAUACAGCGCCGCACAUACCUUUUAAGGAUUCAAAGGAGUGGAAUGCAGCACAGGCCCAGCUUAAUGGAACUGUACACUGUGACUAUCCCCGUUGGAUAGAGGUCUUGUGCCAUGAUAUCAAUGUGCAUAUUCCUCAUCAUAUCUCUCCUAAAAUUCCAAGCUACAAUUUGCGAGCAGCUAAUCAAUCCCUAAAUGAGAACUGGGGAAAGUACCUAAACAAGGCUGUAUGGAAUUGGCGUUUGAUGAGAACGAUUAUGACAACAUGUCAUAUCUAUGAUAAAGAAGAAAAUUAUGUCUCAUUUGAGAAAGCUGUUCCUGAAGAAUCACAGCCGAUUUCAUUCCUUAAAAGAGUGAUGCCUGAUUAUGCUUGAUACAUUGCACAAAUAUUGAUUCGCAGCAUGCUGGGUAAAAGUAGCAUUAUGCAAUGAAAUUUUUACUUUACUUGCCCAUUGUAAAUUGAUGGGGUUACUGCCAGGGCCUCCAUCAUACUGUACUAGCAAGUGUAAGCUAGCACGACAAAACUAUCAUGUCCAUGGAAGGAACCUGGCUGCGCUCUGCAGAACGUAGCAUUAGCUAUACAGAUUAGAUAUUUGUAUGAAACCUGAAAGUUUCUUACGAUUUUUUUCUCCUUUCAGAAUAUAUAUAUCUUCUUCUGGGUUGCUAUCACAGGCCCGGCAUUUAGCUUUUUCUUAAA
Messenger RNA from Chenopodium quinoa (quinoa), 1813 nucleotides. Its product is annotated as omega-6 fatty acid desaturase, chloroplastic. The record is from RefSeq and is a predicted model, not a curated record. NCBI's taxonomy places the organism in Eukaryota, Viridiplantae, Streptophyta, Magnoliopsida, Caryophyllales, Amaranthaceae. Bases 147 to 1490 code for a protein of 447 amino acids. Gene Ontology annotation, molecular function: oxidoreductase activity. The transcript is spliced from 9 exons. Gene Ontology annotation, biological process: lipid metabolic process.